UAGUCGCACCGCGUAGUUCGAAGCAAGUGGAUUAAAUGGUGACGAAAGAUACAGUCCUCCGUCGCCGGCCGCCAAAUGAAGUAUUCAUUAUCCUGGACAAGCAAUUAGCACGUCGCCUGUGAGACGGGUCAAUUCGGCAGCACAAAAGGAUGCGCAUUGGCAUUGCUCAUACGACGUGUUGGCCGCCAGAAUCUGGCUUAAUCAAGAGGCCUUUUUGGGCAUGCGGAUCCUUUAACCGGAUCUCGGUGUCUGUGUCCUGUUUUCGGCUUUUCCGGUUCGAUGUGCCGUGUGUCCCGAGUGUACCGUGCGUUUCGAUUGUCUCUGAUUUCACGCAAAUGUAAUCCUCGACCGCUUGAUUUCGGUGCGUUUUUCGGUUUGUGUUUCGUGACUUGAGUAAAGGCAAAAGUUGAUUCAUCAGCCGCAGGAUACACGCAAACAAACAAACAAACAAAUAGAGCUGUACGAGUUCACACGGGCUUGAGUUUUAUGUGUGCGUCAGCAGAAAAUAAAAUAGUGAAAAUAUAAAGCACAAUACCACUGCAGCGACACAUCCUUGAAUCCUUCGUUCAUAUAUAUAGUAUAUGUGUAUAUAUAUAAACAUACAUAUAUGAAGCGAGCGAAACGAGCGCUCAGUCACGCAAAACGCCAGCGCACUUUGACCUCAUUUUGGGCAACGUUUUACGCUCCAGUGUGUGACCCUGCCACGCCCCCUUUCCUUCAAUCCUGCCGCCCCCUUCGACAUGUGUGUGCGCUCAGGAAGCAAAUUAAAUCAAUAAGUUGGCGUAUCAUCGCUUAAACAGGAUAAACUGCAGAUUGCAAUUUUUUUUAGCAACCUCUAUUAAAAUGGUUUUCAAGUGUUCGUUUGUGUUUGCUGUAUGUAAUUAAGCCAUUUUUGGCCAGUUUAUAAAAACGCACAAUCGCAAACGCAUUUAAUUUAAUAAAUGCGGAUAUAUAAAGUGCUGGAGCCGCAAUAAAUGUGAAUUGAAAUGGAAAUUUUUGAAAAUUUCACUCGUUUUUGAAUGAAUUAGCAAAUGUAAAUUAUAAAGAAUUGAAUGUAUCUGCGCUUUCUCCAUUAACAUGACCAUUUUAACUAAUGAAAAUAAUAAACUCGUUACCGGAAAUGCAUUUAAAUAAAUAUUAUUUAUAAAUACGCGACUGAAUGGCAAAGCAAGUGCAAGUUAAACGUAAAUGAUGCCAAUUAUUUUCGCCAAUGUAAAAAGGUCUUUGUUUUGUAAAUCAAUAAACGAAAUUUAAGCCCAUAAUGUGUGUCCCUGAAAGAUAUUAACAAUUAUAUACAAAUUGCAUUUAAAUGUAUUUAACGGAUCAACAUAAAAUCGUCAUGUAAAGAAAACUCAGCGAUUACAGUUCAAGUUUAUUGAAUGCGGGCAAAAUACAUGUGCAGUUCAACAGUAAAUAUAUUUUUAAAAAAAUAUUACCUAAUUAAAUUCUGUGCAAAUAUCAAAUCAACACAAAUAGAAACUUAAUAAAACGUUCAAAGAUUCAAUAAUAUUUGAACAAAAAAAUGAGUUAAAUCAAUGUUGGAUAUUUAAAACAAGUGUGUGGAAAAGUACACAAUUGUACUUCCAAUGCUACACAUAAAAAUACCUGAUAAUUUUACAGCAAUAAUUAAACAACCAUUUAAUCAAAAUAAAAAGUAUUUUGCUAUUUAUAAAGCAUAAAACAAACUUUAGCUAUUUCCAGCAAAUCAAAUAAAUAUUACAAAUAAACUAAGAUACCUACACUUUAUUCACGACCGCACAAUAAGGGUUUAAGGAUUUUCAAGUUGGCCAACACCAAUCAAUAAAGUUGGCCAAUUGCUAUGGGCCAUUUAUGACAUGCCGGUGUGCUCCCAAGGAAAAAUAGGCCAUUGCCCAUUCUCCGUCCACAAAAUGGCUUUCCCUUAUAUCCUGGCACUGCUGCCCCUCAUUUGCUCCGCCUCAGGGCUCAGUCUUCCGAAUAUGACCUCAACGGAUGCAGUGGUUGCCGGUGGAGGCAUUUUGCCAAUCCUCAUUGCAGGAAAUCCCGGCAAUCUGGGGAGCAGCAACAUGAGUCUGGCAGGCGGCGUAGGAUUGGCUGGCAGCAGUCCCGGCGGACAAUCGGUACCGGAUUCCGGAGGAGGCAACUCUGCGGGCGGCUCGCCGACGGGUGGCAGCAGCGGCACCGGCGGCGGUGGCAGCAACAGCGGCAUUAGUGGCAACAACUCGGCCAUGAUCCAAGGGCAAAAGAGCAGCCAGUACGAGAAGUGUGCGGGUCCUGGAGAUCCGGGUCCCUGCAAGCAGUACAUUUACAAGUGGCGCUACGAGCCAACCACCAACGAGUGCACCAACUUCAUUUGGGGCGGUUGUGAAGGAAAUCCGCAGAACCGCUUCGGCACCGAGGCGGAGUGCCUGUUCCACUGCAUCGGCGGGCCACACACUCUACCACCGUUCCUGCAAUCCACCACCCGUGAGCCGAGCACCACGGAAAGUUCCAUGCUCCUCGGCUUGCCGUACACCCAGAGUCCGGUUCAGUCGCCGGACGGAAUGGGCGGGGCAGAGGGCGGUGAUGGCACCACGCCCGUGCCCAUCGAACAGCGCGGCCCCGAGCUGACUUUCGCGGAGACGGGCCAAGGCAAAACUUUCAUUUUCGCCAAGAACAACACGUUCAUCCAAAUGGACGGCGACAUCAUACAGACAUUUCAAUUAAGACUUUGCCGUGAGAUUUCAUUUCAAUUCCGCACCAGACUGCCGCACGGCCUGCUCGUCUAUCACAACGUUAAGAAUCCGGAUCGCAUUAUUUUGGACCCCUAUGCACUCUACGUGAUUGUGGAGAAGGGCCAGCUGAAGGUGGUCCAUGUCUUUGGCAAGCAUUCAACGAGUGUCACUGUGGGCGAGAGUCUAAAUCGAGAUGAAUGGCACAGUGUGAUGGUGCGCAUCGAUGUCCAUGGCGCAAGAUUAAUUGCACGCGUCGACAAUAGUCAGGAGGAGGUCUAUCUGAAAGGACUGAAUCACGAGUACAACUACGGCGUCUCCACGAAUCUGCCAUCGGUGGUCCUGGUCGGAGGCCUUUCCUCGGAGGAGAAGCUGCACGGCGUGAAAUACAUUACUGAGUCCUUUGUGGGCUGCAUCCGCAAUGUGGUCCUGAGCUCCGGCAAGGCCGCCUCCGACCUGCUGCCCAUCGCCCCCCUGGUGGCCACCAAGCACGAGAACGUCAACGAGGGAUGCUCGGACAUGUGCGAAUCCCGGCACAACCUCUGCUUCGUGGGAUCUCGCUGCAUCAACCACUACGGAGGAAUCUCCUGCGACUGCUUUGGCACCCACUACGAGGGCGAGCACUGCGACAUAUACACGGCUACCAUAAUCACAUUACGUGGUGCCAGCUACGUAUCCUACAGGAUAUACGACUGGAAGGAUCGAGUGCACUCCUCCACCAGGCGCAUAAGUCUGAUGUUCCGUACGAACUUCGACGAUUCUGCACUAUUCUACGCCAGUGGUGAAUCACUGAAGCAUCAGUAUAUAGCGGCAUCCAUUAAGAAUCAGUCGGUACACGUGGAAAUGGACUUUGGUGACAAUGUGAUGAGUACCGUGCUCACCGACGACUUGACCCGCGGCUAUUGGCACAAUUUGACGAUACUGCAUGAACAGCGAACGGUCAGCAUUAUCCUGGAUCAACAGCAAAAGGUCCUGGAACUGCCGGCCACGGCCAGUGGGAAUAUGCUCUUCGAUCCGGAGAUAUAUUUCGGCGGUGGACCGGAGUUGCACAAGAAGAAGGGCCUGGCCUCCCACAACAAUUUUGUGGGCAGCCUGAAGUAUGUCUACUACAAUGACAUCUCCAUUCUGUACGAACUGCAACGGGGAAAUCCCAAGGUGCAUUACGUACCCAAUGUACAAUCUCGUUUCUGUGGGUCAGGCGUGCUGGAGGCGGAGUUUGUUGAGAACGAAGUGAAUGUCAUACCCAUCACCUAUCCCUUUGCGACAUCACACAUUUGGUGGCCCAUAAAUCACGCCGAGGAAUUUAAUAUUAAAUUCGAUUUCCGCAGCAGUCGGCCGGGCGCGGUGCUGGCCUACAGUGACGUAACGACCAGUGCCGGAAAUGGCUUUUGGGAGAUACGUCUGACGUCGGACAAACUAAGUUUCGAUCUGGUGCCCGAUGUCAACAACAACAUAACCCACUCGACCACCAUUAAAAUCAAUAGGGCCACCUCCUGGCACAGCGUGGAGCUGGACUAUAAGCUCGGCGAGAUUCGCUUCACGGUUGACUAUCGCCACACUCUCAGCCAGAUGUACGGCUUAACCUUUAACAUCGGCGACAAGCUGAUCAUUGGCAGUAGUUUAAAGUCGGCAGCCAUGGGCCUGGUAGGCUGUAUAAGGGAUAUAGAAAUCAAUGGACAUUUAAUCGAACCACGACAUGUGGUCAAAACGGAACGAGUUGUUGGAGAGGUUGCCCUGGACAACUGCAACUACAUAGAUCCCUGCAAGAGACCCAAUACCUGUGAGCAUGGGGGCAAGUGCUUUGUAAAAGACGAUCGAGUCACCUGUGAUUGCAAACACACUGGUUAUAUAGGCAAGAAUUGUCACUUUACCAAAUACAGAAAGACCUGCGAGGAGCUGGCACUCUUGGGUUUCACCAAAUCGGAUGUCUAUCUCAUCGAUAUCGAUGGCAAUGGUGUUUUUCCCCCGGCCCAUGUCAAAUGUGACUUUCAGAGCCUGGAGAAUGCCACCAAAACGAUUGUGGAGCACAAUCUGCCCAGUCAAGUGGAUGUGCGAUCCGCCAGGGAAUCGGACUUCAGCUUCAACAUCAGAUAUAGGGAAUUUUCACCGCACAUGCUGCAGGAACUCAUCUCACAUUCACUGUAUUGCACUCAGUACAUCAAGUACGACUGCUACCGGGCACAGUUGGAACUGCACUCGGCCACCUGGUUCACAUCCUCGGCCAAGAAUCUCACCGUCGACUUCCUGGGCAAUGUCAAGAGAGGCGCCUGCCCGUGCUCCGUUAACAAGACGUGCGUGGACCCGAAUCAAUCAUGCAACUGCGAUGUGAAGGAGAACAAAUGGAAUUCGGAUGAGGGCUACUACCAGGAUCCGCAGAGCCUGGGCAUUACCAACAUGUACUUCCUGCAGCAGAAGGAUAUGGAUGACGAGGCCCAGGGUCGCAUUACUCUGGGUCCCCUGGAGUGCGUGGAAACAAAUACACAGAAGUACGUGGUCACCUUCACCACAUCGCAGUCGUACAUCGAGGUGCCUGGUUGGAGGAAGGGCGAUAUCGCCUUCUCGUUCCGCACCACCGGCGAGAAGGCCAUCCUGCUGUUCCAGCCACCCAUACGGCCGCACUAUCCAUCGUUCAUGGUGGCACUGACCGGCGAUGACCAGCUCACGUUCACCUUCACCCUGAGCACGGGCACCACCCGCGAGCUGGUCAUUAACUCGCACCGCCGGCUGAACGGCGGCGAGUGGCAUAAAAUAUGGAUCGACUACAACCAGUAUCAUGUGCGCUUCAUGAUAAACACCGAUUACCAGAUGCUCGAUUUGCUGCCCGAGGAGGAGUUCGGCCCGUUUGAGGGCAGCAUGUACAUCGGUGGCGCCACAUUCGACCUGCUGAAGAAGCUGUCAGUUAAGGCCGGCCUUAUUGGCUGCUUCCGUGGGUUGGUGGUCAACGGCGAGAUUCUCGACAUCUACAGCUACAUGUCGGUGCAUCUGUCGGAGAUUAUCAAGGACUGCAAGCCAUCCUGCGUCCCAUCGCCCUGUCGCAAUGGCGCCCAGUGCAAGGAGCUGUGGAGCAGCUUUAAGUGCGUUUGCAACAAUCCUUGGGCACAUAUCGGCGAAUUCUGCGAGACAAACAUCAACGAAAAGGCUCUUACUUUUAUCAACCGGGAAUCCUUCCUGAUGCGAAAUUAUCUGAGUGUGGGUGCCACACCCGUUAUCCUAAUGCACGGUAUAAAUGGCGAACGGGAUGUCCUGAAGGGAAUCCUUAACCAAGAUCUACUGAUCAAUCUACGAACCUACGACACGAAUGCACUGGUGCUUUAUGCCAACGAUCAUUAUAACAACUUUGUGCACCUGUACAUUAGUCUCAACAGGGAGAUUGUUUUCCUUUACAAUUACGGCGAUGAAAUUGUGAAUCUCACGCUGUUGGAUGACACCUUAAUGGCGUCCUUAAAAAGCAUUCAAGUGGCCAUCGUGCGCGGAGAACAGGAAACCAGGAUGCAUGUGAACGAGCGCAGUGUGAGCAUCGAUAGAGGAACUCUGCUGCUAGAUGAGUACGCCAACAAGCCGUGGAGUAAUCCAGAAAAAGAGGUUCUGUCGCCCCACCGCCCCCCAGCCCCGCCCACCGAUUACUUCCAGUUCCACGUGGGCGGCUACGAUCCGGCGAAUUUGUUGCGGCCCAAUGUGGAUGCACCGGCCCUCGAAGGCUACAUCGGUUGUGUGCGGGGCCUGAAAAUCGGAACGCAGUUGAUCGACUUGGCGGAUAUCAAUGAAAGGAAUAUAGCGCCCACCCAGGAAGGUGUCCUGCCCAACUGCCAGAUCAAGUGUGAUGCAGAGCCCUGCAAGAAUGGCGGCACCUGCCAGGAGCACUUUGCCGAGCAGCUCUCCACCUGCGAUUGUGAGCACACCAGUUUUCUGGGCGAAUUCUGUUCGGAGGAGAAGGGUGCCGAUUUCAGUGGCGAAUCGACGUUGCAGCGCAAAUUUGAACUGCUGCCAGGCACAGGUCGCGUUGACUAUGUGCGCCUGCAACUUGCCUUCUCCUCCUUCGACCUGAGGCGGGCCAAUCGCAUAAUGCUGCUAAUGCAAACGGAGGCCGAGCGCAGCUACUACCUUCUGUUGGCCAUCACCUCCGACGGCUACCUGCAGCUGGAGGAGGACCGUGAUAAUGGACAAACGGUGGGCGCGCGUAUCGAUCGGAAUUUCCUAAACAGUGCCAGGCAUUCGGUAUAUUACGUGAGGAAUGGCACACAAUCGCAGCUCUUCAUUGAUCGCGAGCAGGUGCCGCUGACCGAGUUUGCUGCACGUGUCCUUACCACCGGUGGCGAUGCUGGCUCGAAUCGCGUCCAGAUCGGUGGCAUCAACAGCACGGACUCGCGGUUCGCCGUCUUUAAGAGCUACAGCGGUUGCCUGUCGAACAUCUAUAUACAGGUGAACGGGCAUAUUAUGAAGCCACUCGAGGAGUACAUGCUAUUCACAAAGUCCGGUGCCGACAACAUAACCGUCAUCAAUCCGCAGGGCGUGCGGAGCGCCCAGUGCAACGCCAAGUUCGAUGUGAGCGAGCAGCCCACCCAGGAGCCCAUGGUUAAUGUCAGCAUGAUUCCCGAGCCGUGGGUGGAGGAGCCGCCAGCCCGUGUUCCCUACAUACCGAGAUUCGUGUACGAUGAGAACAAGCAGGAGGACUCCACGCAGGUCGUCUUCCUCACACUGACCAGUGUCUUUGUGAUUAUCGUGAUCUGUUGCCUGCUGGAGGUGUAUCGCAGCCACUUGGCCUACAAGAAGCGCAUCGAGCGCGAGACGGACGAGGACAUCAUCUGGUCCAAGGAGCAGGCAACCAAGAUGCACGAGUCGCCAGGUGUUAAGGCCGGCCUCUUGGGUGGCGUCACUGCCGGUUCAGGCAAUGGCCUGCCUCCAUAUACCUACAAGGCGUUGCCGCAGGAGGACAAGAAGCCGGGCAACGGCGCCCCCUUGGUGGGCAUUUUGAAAAACGGCAGUGCCACGCCCUCGCAGCCCGGCACGCCCACCGCGCUGUCCAAAAACGGAGACAUCGCCUCGCGCAUCGAAGAGGAGGAAGAGGAGGAGGAGGAGGCGCCCGUGCAGAAUGCUACAGAAAAAAGCGGCGAGAAUGAGGAGCCUCCGAAGGACACAGCCUCUGGUGAAAUGAAGGAGUCGCAGGCUCAGUCACCUGAACAGCCGACGAAGGACACCACCGAUGCCGCUGCCACACCAAGUGCAUCCAAGGAGCUGGAGCCGCAGGCGGAGUCUUCGGAGCCAUCAUCUCAUUUAAGCUCGGCACCGAACGGACAGUUGCCACAAAUGGAGCCGGUGGCUGGAGGGGAUGAUGGGCAGGUGCAGGUGCAGGUGCCAAGUCUACCGCAGCAACAUGAAAUGCAAAAGCAGCUGCCGCCGCAACGACAACUGUCUCAAAAAGGAGUUGGACCUCAGCAGCAGUCGAGUUCCAAGCGGCGAAAGCCAGGAGGAAGUGGUGGAGCCGGAGGAGCUGGCGGAGGAACCUCUGUAGUUGGACCGGCAACAGUGCGGCGACAAGUUUCUUGGGGGCCGCCAAUCGUGGCCGAAACGGAUGUGGAUUUGGCCAACAGCAGCGGCAACAGCAACGGCAAUGGAAGUCGAAAAGCGGGCGGCAAACAAAAUGGAUACCAUGGCGUCAAUAGACGGGCCACCACCACCAGGAAUUGAAGCUGGAAAACUGUCCAGCAAUGCAAAAAUGUAUCCCGAAAAUAUGUAUAAAAGCAUAAAUAUUUAGGCGAAUUGAUGGCAAGAAAACAAAACAGGGCCAAAACCAACAAGGCACAAAGGCAGCAGGAGAGAGCCAGAGCCAGAAAAACAAAAGCAAUUUGUAUAAAUAAAAGCGAGUCAAAAGUGCGACAGAGACAAAGGCAAAACAAAUAACAUAAAUUGAAAAGAGCCAAGUCCUUGGAUUGCUGUGUAUAAAGAAAACUGUCUGCCCAUCGACUUGAAUAUUCCUCAAAAAAUACAGAAUGGCAAAAACUUCUUUGCAUCAAAUGUUGCCGCAUCUUGAUUCAAAGCUGGCAAAGAAUUUAAGACUUUCACUUAAAUACAUUUGGGCAACGACAAAAGGAUUUCAUUCUACAUAAAACCAAAAUAGCACUAGUGAGAUAUAUGCUGCAUUCCAUCUAAGAGUUCCCAGUUCCAAGCAAAGGACAUUAAAAAACAUAAAAUAAAAGUAAGGCACGCUUUGGAAUUUUUUAUAAUUGUUAAGAUGUUUAUUUGCUUAGGAGUAACGAUGUAAUUUUGUGUAGUUAAAAUAAAGCGCACACUUAGCAAUAACCACUUCAAACUCAUAAGCUUACAUGUAAAUUGAUACCUUUUAGAGUUAAGCAGAAAAUUGCCUUUGUUGCAACGGCAAAGUUGCCUCCAUUAUGUUUUAAGAAGUGCACAACUUAUAGUUUUGGUUUUUUUUGUAAAUUCCAUUCUGUACUGUGUGAUAUACGAAUGUAAUAAAAGUUCUUCUCGGCCAGGAAAUGAGAACACAA
Messenger RNA from Drosophila yakuba, 9193 nucleotides. It is a transcript of the gene axo, whose product is annotated as contactin-associated protein-like 2. The record is from RefSeq and is a predicted model, not a curated record. Lineage: Eukaryota; Metazoa; Arthropoda; Insecta; Diptera; Drosophilidae. The transcript has 21 exons. Gene Ontology annotation, molecular function: serine-type endopeptidase inhibitor activity. The coding region runs from base 1836 to 8375 and encodes 2179 amino acids.